AUGAGGAUGGAGUUGACUUUAACCGAACAAGAUGCCGCUCAUUGGGUUUACAGAGGUGAAGGUGCUGCUAAUAUUGUUGUCUCAUACACUGGUUCUUCUCCUUCUUACAUUGGGAAAGUGAUGCGCAUUCGCAAGUCUCCAAGGAAGGCAUCAGCAUUACCGGGAGUGAGGAAUACCAUAGCUCUGUCUCCGCAUGAACGCCUCAUAUGGAAAGAAGUACAUGAACUUAUUUCCUCUUCAGAUAAGGAAAUUGCUGGUCAACUAUAUGUCGAUCAUGUAAUGAAGCCUUUGCUUGGAUCCAAAUAUGUUGAUGCUGGGUCUCACAUUCUAGUGACCAAAGAAUUCCUAAUGACUGUUGAGAAGAAUGUUGAUAGUCAGCGUCCUGCUUCGCGAGUUGAUGUUUCCCAGGUUAAAAUGGCUGUACAAUACAUGCGGCGGGUUAUUGAGAAGAAGGCAAAGUUUGAUAUCAUGAAACUGAACUGUGUUCUGGUUGCACCGAAGACAUUCAUUCCUGUUUUAUUUGGACAUGCAAGUGAUGACAAAUUCAUUCAGCCACACCACUCCGAUCUCAUCUCUGAAUCCUACGCGGGUGAUAAAAAUAUCAUAAAAUUUGAUGGCGACCACAACUCUUCUCGGCCACAAUUCUUUUAUGAUUCAGUUUCCAUUUUCUUCUACAAUGUCCUCCGUCCUCCUCAAGUUUCUAUUGCUGAAAAGCUCGAGAAAUAUUAUGAUUUGGGGGAUUUGAAACUCGGUUCCGGUGUGGAUGAGAGCGUAUUAUAUGAGAUACUCUCUAGUCUACGGUCUGCACCUACUGAUGCUGCAAGUUCAUCUUCUGCAUUUCCAACAAUAUCUGAAACAAAUUCAGUUACCGAACUUCUUUCGGAAGCAGCUCCACUGGCUGAUGCAGAGCCUUUGUUUGAAGAAGAUACGAGAGACAAAAAUGAUGAAGCCGCAAAUGUGCAGGUCAUCUUUAUAUAA
This is a messenger RNA of Vicia faba (fava bean), 978 nucleotides long. The record is from the annotation of a GenBank genome assembly. Lineage: Eukaryota; Viridiplantae; Streptophyta; Magnoliopsida; Fabales; Fabaceae.